AUGCGAUUCGUCCAGGUGCCGCGCUCAGGAGGCCGAGUCGGGCCCGAGACCCCGACCGUCACGGAUGCGCUGCUCCUCAGCUGGGCCUUCCGCUCGUCGCGCCGUUGCGAGAUCGCCGUGCCUCGUGACGCCGUCAUGCGCUCUAGCCGUGACAAACUCCUUCGGCUGUGGAUACCACGGCUGGCAGCCUUGCUCUCUGCCAUCUCAGCGGUCGGUGCUGAACUAACUGUACGAGCCCGAAACGGCGGCCAGACGACGCUGCCAUGUCCACUUGAGACGAAGGCUGCGGUUGGCUCGUCCAAGCCGGCCAGCCUGGAAGUCCCACCCGCUGUGUCCGAAUUGCGGUGGACAAGGCUCGAGGACCCGCCCUCCCGACGCACCGUGUACGUGGUGGACGGUGCCGAGGCCGGCGUCUGGCAGGGCGAACACGUGGUGCGACCAGACUGGCAGAGCCGCUCCUACUUCUCCAUCCACAGCGACCCAGCGCUCCUCAAGAUAGGCCGCGUGGCGCUCGCCGACAGCGGCACCUUCGUGUGCAGCGUCACGUUCACCGACGGGCGCCGUGCCAACCGAACAGUCCACCUGAGAGUAAUCGAACCCCCGACUGCCCCUGUGAUCCGAGACGGGAGCGGCGUUGUACUUCACGGCGUCACUAAACCAUAUGAUGAAGGCAUCAGCUUGGCUAUCGUAUGCGAGGUCCGCGGAGGCGAGCCGCGGCCGAAGCUUGUUUGGUCUGGAAGCGGCUAUCAACGCCUGCAGGCGAAAGAGCAAAACAUCCGCGAAGGCAACGUCACGAGAAGCACUCUUCGCAUAGAGUCGUUGGGCAGAGAGGUCCUUUUGGGCACCUUCGUCUGCAGCGUGCAAGAAAUGCCCGAACCUAUGAACAGCUCUUUCGUCAUCGACAUGAAUCUGCGACCGCUGUCAGUGAGGCUGUGGAGCGUGCAGAACACGUCGCGGGCCGAACUUCCUGCCGAGUUCCACUGCCGCGCCCUCGGGUCCCGGCCGGCGACUCAGCUGACCUGGUGGCUGGACGGCGUUCGCGUCGAGCCCUUCUUUCACGAGGACUCGGACAGCGGCAACGACAGUUUCAGCGUGCUGCUGCUCACGCCCACGGCUGACGACCACGGGAGGACUGUGCGCUGCGUGGCCGCCAACCCGCGAUGGCCGAACGACGUCCUCGAGGCGACCUGGACGCUCGACGUCUUAUUCGCUCCCAAUGUGACACUGCGGUUGGGCCGUGGUCUGUCCAAGCCGGUGAUCCAGGAAGGGCGCGACGUGUACCUGGAGUGCGCGACGUCGGCGAACCCUGCCGUGGACGUGUUCCAGUGGUUCCACCACGGCGUUCCUUUAGAAACCAGAGGCAACACCACGGCUGCUGUCUCUUCCGGACACCAGUCGUCUGUCCUGGUGACCGGACCGUACCUCAUCAUGCGGCGCGUGCGACCCUCUCAAGCGGGACCCUACGCGUGCGAGGCCUCUAAUCCGCUGGCCAGAAUGCGUAGCAACGCCGUUCACCUCACCGUCUACUACUCGCCGCGAUGCGAGCGCAUUUGGUCCUCGACGCCGGACGGCGGCAACGAGACCCUGGUCCACUGCCGUGUCCGGGCGCAACCUGCCGACCAGCUGAGCUUCGCGUGGAGCGUCCGGGACGCUGUGGGCGAGCAUCCACUGGCGCAGCGCGGUGCUCUGGCCUCGACCAACGGCUCGCUGAGCGUGCUCAGGAUGCCGCAGCACCGCUCUUACGCUUCCUCCCCUGACGGCGCGGACGCGACGCUGUACUGCCGGGCCCGCAACUCGGUCGGCCUGCAGAGCAGUCCCUGUGUCCUGGCCGUCGACACGGUGGAGAAGCCCAGCCAGCUUCGAGAUUGCAGCGUGAGCAACCAGUCGGACGAGAGGCUGCUGGUUUCGUGUAGGCAGCCCGAACAACGGAGACCGGGGCAAAAAUUUGUGCUCGAAGUUCACAGUUCCGCAUCUGCGCAGCAGCCGCAGGUGCAGCAGCGGCCACCCCUUUCUAAUCUCUCGAGCGACCGACCUGUGUUUUGGAUCCCGAGCUUGGAGCCCGGCGCUGCCUGCCGGCUCGUGCUUUACGCCGUGAGCGCCGGCGGCACCAGGGGACCCGAAGUGCGGCUGUCGCUUCACUCAGACCCAUACACGGCGCCUCUGGCUUCCGCAGACAAAAAACGAAGUGGUGUCACGUCAAAGAGCAUCGGACUCGUUCAAGUGGUUUUGCCGCUCGUCUCGCUACUGCUCACGGCAGGUCGGUGACGUUAGCGACAAAGCACAAACAAGGUGGAUAUCGACUCGGGGAAGCUAUCCCGAAGCACACACUGCGUUCGAGCGAGCAUGGCAGAUGACGCAUUCGCGGAAAGGUGCAACAGCGUCAUCUCCGUCGUGUGUGUCCGUCGUACUCUCCAGCACCACACAUCACAGUGACUCAUGAAUGAGACACUCGCCCGAGCAAACAAUCCUACGGUGCCUCACUGGCACGGUCACGUCGGAGCUUGUUCUGCGGAGCUUGUUCAGAAGCUUGUUCAAGGACUUGCGUGUGUACUGUGGAGAUUGCAAGUGAGGACUCUGCACAGCUUGUCCUUUCGCGCAGUGUUGUUACUCUGUGUGACGUCACGUGUGGCCUACUAUCAUCAGUUCUGUCAUGGACUGAUCAUGUGAUUCAUGUGGUUAUAAUCGGACUGUCACUUCACGGGUACGUAUGUACCGCUGUAGCGGUUUUGGCGUUGCGCGAACAUAUCCUGUCCUGUUAUUUUCGCACGGAUCCUUACUGCGAGUGACAGUAAAUGUUUGUGUUGUCAAUCGCGCAGCACAAGUACUGCAAAUGUAGAAAAAAAAAACACCCAGCAUGCGCACUAGUUAUCUUCCUCCUAUACUGUAUUUAUUUUCCCAGAACCUUUUCACAGCACAUAUGAAAAGAUGGCGGAAGAGCGUGUAGUGCUGCGCUGUUGAUUCCGAAAGACAUCACAGACUGUUGAUCCAGUACGGCGAUAAAAACAAGACCACUUGAAAGAACAUCGUCCGUAAUCCGUUGUCCUUGUUAUGAAAUGAAGCACAGUUUUAUUUUUAGCCACACUGCGGCACCGCUGUACAGUACGUUGUUUCAUUAAAACCGUCGGUAAAAUGC
Rhipicephalus sanguineus (brown dog tick) is the source of this 3133-nucleotide messenger RNA. Its product is annotated as neural cell adhesion molecule 1-B-like. The coding region runs from base 1 to 2265 and encodes 754 amino acids. Gene Ontology annotation, molecular function: protein binding. The transcript is spliced from 10 exons. NCBI's taxonomy places the organism in Eukaryota, Metazoa, Arthropoda, Arachnida, Ixodida, Ixodidae. The record is from RefSeq and is a predicted model, not a curated record.